Labeo rohita (rohu) is the source of this 1598-nucleotide messenger RNA. RefSeq names its product secreted frizzled-related protein 1b (gene sfrp1b). The record is from RefSeq and is a predicted model, not a curated record. The transcript has 3 exons. Gene Ontology annotation, biological process: negative regulation of canonical Wnt signaling pathway; canonical Wnt signaling pathway; non-canonical Wnt signaling pathway. Lineage: Eukaryota; Metazoa; Chordata; Actinopteri; Cypriniformes; Cyprinidae. Gene Ontology annotation, molecular function: Wnt-protein binding. Bases 202 to 1113 code for a protein of 303 amino acids.
UUUCAAGCGCGUUCAUUUACUCUGGCGCUGAGCAACCGAACGGCAGCGCGCAACACUCUCAUAUCAGGACUGUGGAAAACGAGGACGUCAAAGAAACCUAGUUAGUGCAGUACUAAUGCAAAGACAUACUUUUGAAGCCUCAACAGUGCCACGCAGCUGGAUAUAGCAGUUAUCGAUACAGCAUUUUUCCCCCUUCGUGCCAUGAAGAACCUUCUCCCCAAGCUGUGGAUCUUCAUCGCUCCAGUUGUCUUCCUCUCUUCGCUCAGCGCUGCCGAGUAUGAGUACAUCACCUGGAAACCGGAGACUUGGGGGCCCAAUUACGGCAAAACCCCACAGUGCAUGGUAAUUCCCGAGGACCUGAGGUUGUGUUUUGGCGUGGGCUACAAAGAGAUGAUGCUUCCCAAUUUGCUGGACCAUGAAACUAUAGCGGAGGUGAAGCAGCAAGCAGGCAGCUGGGUUCCUCUGGUGCACAAAGCCUGUCACCCCGGCACGCAAGUGUUCCUCUGCUCGCUCUUCGCCCCCGUGUGCCUCGAAAGACCCAUAUAUCCGUGCCGCUGGUUGUGCGAGGCUGUCCGGGACAGUUGUACCCCUAUUAUGCAGGCUUUUGGGUUUCCUUGGCCUGAAAUGCUAAGGUGUGACAAGUUUCCCCUGAGCGACGUAUGCAUUGCUAUGAACGCCACCAGCAGCGAUGAUACGGACAAAUCCCCAGGUGCCUCUUCUGUCUGUCCGCCAUGUGACAAUGACAUGAACACAGAUGCAAUUCUGGAACACAUGUGCGCCAGUGAAUUCGCAAUCAAGACGAAGAUUAAGGAGGUCAAAAUAGAAAACUCGGAUCGAAAAGUCAUUCUGGCGAAAAAGAGGAAGGCGGUGAAGCAGGGAAGUCUGACAAAGCAGGAUCUAAAGAAGCUUGUUCUUUACCUGAAAAACGGAGCAGGCUGUCCAUGCCAACAACUGGAAAACUUACGGAGUAACUACUUAAUCAUGGGCCGCAUUGUGGGGAAACAGUAUAUACUGAUAGGCAUUCAUAAGUGGGACAGAUCUAAAGAAUUUAAGAAGGCCCUUAAACAACUUGAAAGCCACAAAUGUCCAAAUUUUGAAUCAGUGUUCAAGUGAUUUUUGAUCAGGUGGUUACUAAUCUUUGUGAACUUUCCAUUAUAGCAUUAUAUUGCAUUUUGCAUUACAGAACAGUAGAGAAAGGAACCACAGAUGCCACAAUCCAAUUGGUUCCAAUAAAUGUCUGAACUACAUGCAAACAAGUGCCAUUUAGUUCAAUGUUCUUGAGUAUUUCUAACCAAUCCCAGUUAUGUACAUUCCAUUAUGCUAGAAAGUCAGAUGAGCGAGUUCUGCUUUUGCAAACACUGCCUUUUGAUAUAUCUUGUGUUUUCAUGGUUAAAUAAUAUGUUUAUGUUUUAUAAUACUCAUCACAGUUAUCAGGUAUUCAGUAAAAUACACAAUACAUGCACCUUUUUUGACAGUUUGUUGUUGCAUAGGAUGCAAAUCACAGUUAAUCAUGCCGUGGAAGGUGUCCUAUAGCAUGCCUGAGGACUUGCACAAUGCACUGUAAUCGUUCAACAUUAAAACAGACAAUAUUUUUAAUA